UCUAUUUUUUUUAAUCACAUUAUACCAGGUUCACGUGGUAUUGGGGUUUUCUCCAGAAAAUGUCUCUCAACAGCCUCUGGCUGGCCUACUGCCCCCCUUCUUUCCUUUCUUCCCCUUCCCCCCCUCCUUCCUUCUAAGUCCUGUGGUUUGUUUGUUUAUGGCAGAAAGAACACGGAAGCCUGAGGAAGGGCCAGGGCUCGGCUUGUGCCCUCUGACCCGUUUGCCUGGGCCCUUAUCUAAGCUGACAGCUGUGGGGCAUAGGGCGGGCUGGGAGGGGUCCCCCGUGCCCACGGUGCAAACCCACCGUGUCUCUUCUUGUCCUCGUGCUCUUGUGUCCUCCCCCCGGGGUGUGACCUCCCUGUGCUCCCAGGUCUCUGUCACCAUGCCGUGGGGAACAAGGUUCUCUGACGGAGCAGUGGGUGUGGAGGAGCCAUUUAACUUUGUCCUUAGGGUUUUCUCUUGGGAAACUGGGACCCACAGAGCAAAGGCUGCUGACGGAAGGCUCCAGACCAGCCCCAGGGCUGGGGCUCCCUCCCUCUCAUCCUCGUGGUUGGGGACAUUAGGGUCUAGCAAGUUUCAGCUGCUGUUUUGGCCUUGGCUUUUAGGAUUUUAGGAGAUUCUAGGACUUUGAAAGGAAAUGGGACAGUGAGAGCAAGUGGUUUUGGUCCAUUUGAAUGAGUCCAGGCUGAGGCUGAUGGUGUUGAGAGGGUUCGUUACUCCUUCGAGUCCCUUCGCUUUUCCCUCUUUUAGCAGCGAGCAGAGAGUCCGUGCCCCGAGUCACACUGACGGUUGUCCACACCUGAGGUGUGACUGUGACGAGUGCAUGGCAGCAAAAAGGACUUGCUCCUCCUCCUCGUGCCAUCCGAGGAAGCGCUGGCCAUGUGGGCAGAGGUUCGCGUCGGGUGACCACACGUCACGAGGCGGCGCUACCACCCUCAGAGCCACCCUGCACUCUCCUUAGAGAAAACAGCUCCCCCUGCCUUCUGGGGCUUCUCCCGAGUCUGAGCUCUCUGUGGCCUCCAGGUCACCGCCUGUUGUAGGAUCCUGGUCUUGAGCACUAGUGGAGGAACCUAAAGUGGAAGGCCACCUCUCAAAACCCACCUCAGGCCACUCUUUCAUCAACAUUCUCGUCAGAUGUGUCAAAAAUGGAUGCAAAGUUCAUCUAUGAUUCAGAUGAACCCGUGAACAUUUGAAAGGUUCCCGAAGAGAGACAACCGCACAUAAAUGUCUUAUAAAGGAAGGCCAUCUAGAGUUUAAGGCUGAUGUGCAGGUGAAAACCCAUGUUUGUGGGAAUGUGUGUAACCCAAUGCAGUGUUCAUGGCUGUGGCUGCAUCAGACCCCAACCCUGAGCCAGCGAGGAAACACCUUGUCUGUGAAUGUCUACUUCUUUUGUGGAAGAGCCGUGUAGAAAAGUGGAGAAUUCACACCAAAGGCAACACUGUUACAUGGGGCUACGGCCUGUUGAUUUUUGAGGAGGUACUCGGCUAAGACACCAGCGCCAGCUGCACCUGGCCAGGAGUCUAGUUUCCUUGUGGGAAGUCUCGUGGAUUUGACAUGGCUGCAGAGGACACGGCCUCGACCCGGCUGGGGGCCGGGAGGCAGCACCUCCGUCCACUGAAGAGGAGGGGCUUGGUGCUGCUGAGACUCACGGCCAUCGUCUUUGCUGUGCUUCUCUUUUGUGAAUUUCUAAUCUAUUACCUAGUGAUCUUCCGGUGCAGUUGGCCUGCAGUGAAAACUCCCGCGGAUGCCGGUGGACUCGGGACCCCUGAGCCUGUGCUCAGGGCCAUGUUCUUGGCUGACACCCACCUGCUCGGUGCUGUGGGAGGCCACUGGCUGGACAAAUUACGGAGGGAGUGGCAGAUGGAGCGAGCCUUCCAGACGGCACUGUGGCUGCUGCAGCCCGAAGUCAUCUUCAUUCUGGGAGACGUCUUUGACGAAGGGAAGUGGAGCUCCUCCCAGGCCUGGGCGGACGACGUGGGGCGCUUCUGGAAGAUCUUCCGACACCCGCCCCAUGUGCAGUUGAGGGCCGUGGCCGGUAACCAUGACAUCGGCUUCCACUACCAGAUGAACACAUACAAAAUAAAACGAUUUGAGAAAGUUUUCAACCCUGAAAGGCUGUUUUCUUGGAAAGGAAUUAACUUCUGUGUCCCAGGGACACAGUCGCCAGUGGACAGCACAGGUGGCCCAUGGCUGAUCUCCUGCCCUUGCCUCAGUUUCGUGAUGGUUAACAGCGUUGCACUGGAAGGGGACAGCUGUGAUAUCUGCUCUGGAGCAGAGGCUGAGCUCCUGGAAAUCUCUCACCGGCUGAACUGCUCCCGGGAGCAGGAGCAUCGCCCCCAAGAGUGUGGAGACAGGCAGCGGCUGCCGGCCUCGGCCCCCAUCCUCCUGCAGCACUUCCCGCUUUACCGGAGAAAUGACGCCAACUGCUCCGGGGAGGACGCGGCAUCCCCCGACGAGAAGUACACCCCCUUCAAGGAGCGCUAUGACGCGCUCUCCCAGGAGGCCUCGAGGAAGCUGCUGUGGUGGCUCCGGCCGCGCCUGGUCCUCAGUGGCCACACGCACAGCGCCUGCGAGGUCCUGCACGGGGCCGACGUCCUGGAGGUCAGCGUGCCAUCUUUCAGUUGGAGGAACAGAAACAACCCCAGUUUCAUCAUGGGCAGCGUCACGGCCACAGAGUACGCCCUUGCCAAGUGCUACCUGCCCUACGAGGACACGGUUCUGACCACGUACUGCACGGCGGCCGGGGGCCUUGUGCUCCUCACGUUAGUCCACGCUGGGCUUGUAGCCUCACCUUUUCAUUUCGGUUGGAACAUGCUCAGAAAAUUUAAGACCACGCCAGACACAAGCCUGGAACCCUUGUCUUUUUCUCACUGUUCGUUUACGAUGAGACCUGUGGUCAAGUUAAGUGGUUCAAAAACUUUGACUAAGGGAAUGGGUGACCUUGGAAAAGUCUUUAAAUUGCCAGAUAAUUGAGAAACAUGUUUUCUGGAGAGAAAAAAACAUCCUUGGUUCCCCGAAAGAAGCUUGUGAUGUGGGUGUGGCAUUUUGUGAAAUGUGGAUGAUUAACGUGUAUCAUUUAUAUUUAUAUAAAUUUAUAUAUAUAUAUAUAUAUUUAUCAAGGAGUAUUGUUAAAAAGUACCAACCUGAUAAAAUACCCUAAACUCUAUACACCAUUCACUCCCUUUCUCAGAGCAAGCGGCAGUAUGAUGACAGCUGUUCAGCACAACAGAAACACGUUUCUUUUACAGGGACAGCCAUAGUCAAGGCACGGAGAUCUACAGGGAUUCUCCUUGAGUAGUUAUACAAAAUAAUAUUACAUUUCGUGGUCUGUACAGUGUAAUAAACCAGCAGUAAAACAACAAAAAGAACCUAUGAAAGGAGGCCGUUGCCUGAGCAGCGUGAGUCUGGGGACCAUCGUGGAUGGGACACGUGUGGCCAGAGCGGGGGGGGGGUUUCUGCUGAUGUGUGGAUGGUCAGAGGGGCUCUGACACAGAGGCUGAGGCCAGCCGCCCCUGGAGACAGGACUGAAGGGGGUUCUGUCCCCACUGCGGCUUGGGGCUCCUCUGAGUCGUGGGCCCAUGGGGUCAGAAGGGCGACGCCCCAUCACGCUUGGGCCAGUGCGUCUCCCCAUCCGCCAAGUUCUCCACGAGUCGGGGCCCCCUCACCCCCACACAGGGCAGGGUGGUGGGGGCAGAGGUGGCCGGGGGCCCGGAGGUCACGCGAGCCCGCACAAUGGACGGGGACUCGCUGCUCUGUGCCGGUGGCCCUGGGGCGCGGGGCGGGGCUGGGGGGCUCACAGGAGCUCGUACUGCUUGAGGUGCAUCCGCUGGAUGAUGUCCCUGCAGUCGUUGAAGACGCGGCGGAUGUUCUCUGUGUCCACGGCACACGUGAAGUGCGGGUAGCAGUAGUGCUUGCCGUCGCCCGUGGCCGUGCUGAUGCGCUGCGGAGAUGCAGCCCGUCAGCUCCGGGGGACCGAGGGCCGGGGGUGGGGGCGUCUGUGUCAGGGCUGAGCCCCCCAUUUCUCACUUUUUAUGUAAGCUUGAAAUCAUCUCAAAAUACAGAGUUUUUUCAAAAAGGGAACAUCUGAACCUGAGCAGGUCCGCUUCCAUGUGACCCUUGAGCUGAGGAGAGGCCACACCCCGCAUCCCACUGAAAGGCAACAUGCCAGCGGGGUCGGUCAUCUCAGUGCUGCCCCGGGGCCUGUACCCUGCCCGUUCCUGCUGGGAAGUUGUGUGACCUGAGGCCGGAAGUCCGACCUCUCUGAGCCUCCGUGUGCUCAGCUAUGAGAUGAGGAACGACACCUUCCCAUCCCUCAUUGUUUGGGGGAGAUUAAAUAAGCUCGUGAGAGACUAAGUGCAAAGAGCAGGGUCACCCUAAGGUGGCAGGACAGCAAAGGGCAAGGAAAAUGCUCACCAAGAACAGAUCCCGGAUGAAGAACUUAGCUCUUGUGACUUUGGGAUCUUCUCCCGCAUCUGGUGUCGCUGUAGAAAAUCAAAGGGAAUUUUAUUUAAAUGACAUGACACACAGAUACAGCUGGAUGGAGGCUGUGCACACAGAGCACGGAAGCACACGCGCCAUGCAGCCAAAGACUGAAACGUGACCUUCGUCUCUCUCCUCCUCCCAGGUCACUUUGACUUCAACAGUGGUUUAUGUUUGGUGCCGGGUGAACAGCUUCUACUCAAGUCA
Orcinus orca (killer whale) is the source of this 4686-nucleotide messenger RNA. RefSeq names its product metallophosphoesterase 1 (gene MPPE1). Gene Ontology annotation, cellular component: endoplasmic reticulum-Golgi intermediate compartment. The transcript has 12 exons. NCBI's taxonomy places the organism in Eukaryota, Metazoa, Chordata, Mammalia, Artiodactyla, Delphinidae. Bases 1555 to 2973 code for a protein of 472 amino acids. Gene Ontology annotation, biological process: GPI anchor biosynthetic process; endoplasmic reticulum to Golgi vesicle-mediated transport. Gene Ontology annotation, molecular function: phosphoric diester hydrolase activity. The record is from RefSeq and is a predicted model, not a curated record.